AUGUCUCUGACCAAGAGCGAAAGGGCCAUCAUCAUGUCCAUUUGGGACAAGAUCUCCAUGCAAUCUGAGAUCAUUGGCACUGAGACUCUGGAGAGGCUGUUCUCAAGCUUCCCGCAGACCAAGACCUACUUCCCGCACUUCGACCUGCACCCAGGGUCGUCACAGCUGCGCAYGCACGGCUCCAAGGUGGUGGGCGCCAUCGGCGAUGCGGUCAAGAACAUCGACAACAUCGCCAGCGCCCUGACCAAGCUGAGCGAGCUGCACGCCUACAUCCUGCGCGUGGACCCGGUCAACUUCAAGCUCCUGUCCCACUGUCUGCUGGUUACCCUGGCCACGCACUUCCCUGCCGAAUUUACUGCUGAGACCCACGCCGCCUGGGACAAGUUCCUGUCUAUCUUGUCCUCCAUCCUCACUGAGAAAUACCGUUGA
Molecule: messenger RNA, 429 nt
Organism: Urocitellus parryii (Arctic ground squirrel)
Lineage: Eukaryota; Metazoa; Chordata; Mammalia; Rodentia; Sciuridae
Product: hemoglobin subunit zeta-like
Biological process (GO): hydrogen peroxide catabolic process; oxygen transport
Cellular component (GO): hemoglobin complex; haptoglobin-hemoglobin complex; blood microparticle
Molecular function (GO): oxygen carrier activity; peroxidase activity; iron ion binding
Source: RefSeq, a predicted model, not a curated record